ACACCGACGCUCAUCUGAAGCCUACGCCCCAUACGCCCCCUCGUUCCCUGUCCUGAUUACGUAAAAAAGAUUUUAUAUGACCCCAGAACCAGCGGCAGACUGAUAACAUAUCCCGGCGAUAACCAGGAGACAACAGCAACCAAAACAAGCCAGGCUGAUCGAGGUUGCCUGGCGUCGUCGAGGCGGCCCGCGAACCCACCGUCCCGUGCCGCCGCCCCGUUUCCUGCGCACGACUACUUAGGCAGAGAGAAACAUUCGAUUGAGACUUCGCACGAAGAUCACUACCGCGAGACGUCGCGAAGCGCGGACCCGCACUAUUUUUCGCAGAUCGGAUUCGCCUUCGCCUUCGCCGCGAACGCAAAUCAAAAAGGCAGCCCGCGGCUGCAGAAAUUGGUCCGCGCGCACGACCGCUGCGCAGAAAUUGUUGCGCACAACAACCGAAGCCAGGCAAGAAAAGCAUGCCCCAAAUCCACGCCCACGAGACGCGCGGCGCCGCCGCCUGGACGGCGGCCACGAAGUCUACCAGUAGCGAGGAUCAUAUUAAGAGGAGCAUGGCCGCCACGUCGUCGCGCUGCGAGGUGCUCCUGGCCAUCCGAGAGCAGGGCGGCAACGACGACGAGUCCUACGUCGAGUUACUGGUCCACGCUUUGAAAUGUAGACAGUUAUCUGUGAGUAGAGAAGGCAGAUACCUACUCGUGACGUGCAAGGGCGACGUGCUAGCAAGGGAAGCGGACGCUUGUAAAUUGGUGAAGACGAGACGGAGCGAUAAGAGGGUGGAGGUCUUUGUUGACAGGGACGGGGCGAGAUUGCGGUACGAGCUCGACGCCGAGGGGUGUUUGUUCUCGCGGGCCGAAGAAGCGUUAUUACUUGAACGAGCGUGUACAAAAGCUACGGUCGAACAGGCCGCGGAAGGUCUCGGAGCGAGGUGGAAGAAGAAAAGUAGAGACUUGCCGCCGCAAAUCGCUCAAUUAGCGGAAGACUCUUUACUGGAAGCCUUGAAGCAGACGGGAGUCAUCGAAGAUUCUGUUAUUUUGGGCAUCAACACCCAAAUGAGCUGGUGGGCGUGGGUGUGUGCGCCCUCACAAAAGAUCCACAAGGCCUUCGGGAGCGACGUCGCGUUGUACUUCGCGUGGAUGAAUUUUUUUCAGUUGUGGCUGUUAAUACCUUCUUUAGUAGGAGGGUACGUCUACCACCUGAGGAUCGAGGAAGGUGUUUCUAUUGACGACGACCAGUGGGCCCCGGUGUAUGCUUUAGCGGUGUGCUUGUGGGCGGCGUUGUUCUGCAAGUUUUGGAGUCGUCGUGAAGCUCAAGUAGCCGUGGACCACGGCGACGUUCUAUUGGCGAGCGACGGUGGUGUGCGGCCGGGCUACCGGGGCGCGCCGCGGCCGUCGCCCGUCACUGGGAAAUUGGAGCGGUAUUCGCCGCCGAUCUAUAGGCAUUUAGCGUACAUCCUCUCCAUAAUCGUGACGGGUUUGAUGUUACGCGUCGCUUUAUUAUGGCAUGUGAUAUCACUAAACCUGCAGGGCUACAUCACUUCUGAUUAUGUCGGCGAGCAGGACUUUUAUCGGGCGGACGUCGCGAAGUAUGCCUUAGAGGGUGAAAUCUUCGACCCGAAGAGCACGGAAUUCUAUGGAUUGAAGGCGUUAGUACCUACUUUAAUACAUGUCGUCGUCGUUAGAAUACUGAACCUGAUCUACUCGUACGUCGCCGAAGUACUCACGAAACUGGAGAACCACGAGACGCAGAGCAUGCACAACAACGCGUUACUUGUCAAACGCUUCAUUUUCGAGGCCGUCGAUGCCUACGCUGGGUUGGUCUUCCUAGGGUUCGUGCGACGGGAUGUGGUAAGAUUGCGCCAGGAGCUCAUCGCUAUAUAUUGUGUGGACACAGCAAGAAGGGUCUUCCAGGAGGCCUUGUUACCUUUAUGUAUCACAGCCAUAACAUCCCUAAGAAACAAGGACACAACCGCUAAGAGGAAGAAAAAUGACGACUUCCGCUCGAUGACCUUGAACCGGACGAAGUCCAACAUCGAUACACGGGCGGAGAAGGAGCUCGCGAAGCCUGUAUAUGAGCCCUUCGACGACUACCUCGAGAUGGUCAUCGAGUUUGGAUAUGUAUGUCUCUUUGCCUCGGUGUUCCCGCUCGGGGCGUUAUUGUCAUUCGUGGCGAAUUUUGUCGAGGUGCGGUCGGACUUGUUCAAGAUCCUUUACGUGUAUAGGAGGCCGUCGCCGAAACGCGCUCGUACUAUCGGCGCGUGGGCUCCUAUCUUGAGGGGUUUGGUCUACGUCGCGAUCGCCUCGAACGCCUUCCUCUUUGCUUUUGGUUCUGAACAGAUGGUGCGCUGGUUCCCGCAAUACUUCGACCGCGUUUCAUUAAGGAAGGCGGGCUUCUCGAAGGACUACGCGAAGAAGGUGGCGCGCGAGGGCGGCGAGAAGAGCGCCGCGGAGGCCCAGGCGGGCAAGGGGCGCGUCGUCGUGUUGGUCGCCGUGGCCCUGGAGCAUCUCGUCGUGCUCGCUUGUGUAUUGGUGGAAUUGGUGAUCCCGUCCAUGGGCGAGGGCACGCGCGUCGAGGUGCAGCGACUGCUCUACGAGCGCGACCGCGCCGCCUCGGCCUAAGUUACACAUCCCUUA
This is a messenger RNA of Pelagomonas calceolata, 2630 nucleotides long. NCBI's taxonomy places the organism in Eukaryota, Pelagophyceae, Pelagomonadales, Pelagomonadaceae. The record is from the annotation of a GenBank genome assembly.